CUUUUUGAGCCCGUCAUUAUUCUGUAUGUGUACCCGGACUGCAAGCAAACAUGUCGCUCUUUUAUGCGUUAGAUAGGCGAACAGCAGAAUCCACAUCGCGCGUCAUAAACUAGGCAAAACUAUUUCCCUGUCGGCCCUAUACACUGUCACAGAAAUGAUACACGCUUGCAGUUGCUAUUUUACUACUAGCAAGAAGAAAGCUUCCCAGAACCUCCCGUUUUUCGUACCCGGACCGGAAACAUGGACGUAAGCCGGCAACAAACUAGCAGUGUUAUUAAAUUUUUGCACAGAAAAGCAAUAAAGAUGGAAGUUAUGGGUGAUACCUACCUACACCUAAACCACACACCCCUCUGUCGGUCUGUGAAUGUUGAUGCUCCGAGGAGAUGAUGGUGUAGCAAAGAACAUCAACUCCAUCGUACGCGUCUCUCCUCCAAAGAAGUUGACAUCCGUUUGUCGCACAGUUUAUGUAGCAGCAAUUUGUUUUGCACUCUCGCGCAGGGAGAGGGUGGCGGCGGUGGUGGAAAAAAUCAACAUCCAACACCAGCCAGCCCGCCCAGCAUCUCAAGUGCAAUGGUUUUUCCCCGACGAAGACGACGCGUGUGUGUCACAGGGUGGGGCGUAUGUUGGUGUCGUCAUUAUUAUGUGACUGUCCGCAGCAAAAGCACACGUCUUGAUUUUCCACGCAACAGCUGCACUUGACAGUUCUAUCUGCCACCACCGCUCGUUAAUUUCAGUCUUAAAUGCCUCGUUCUAGUGAAAUGCUAAGAUUAGGGCCCAAACUUCCAACCGAUAGUUUUGUGCACAUGACUGGCUGGACAGUGUCGUCGUGUGUCGGGGACUCCUCGUUCGCGAUGGACAGAGUCGUGAAGCAAUUAAUUAAUCGCUUCCCACACGCCACUGAUUUCGCACGAAGCAUCACAUCGAUCGAACCGGCGUAUCCCACACCCAGCCGGGUAAUGGAGCGUGUGGUGUAUCCCUUCGCAACGGUGAAACAGCUGCUUAGUAGCCUUUGAAAGAUUUCAAGUGUGCUUGGUGUGUGCGUGUGCUUGAAGUUGUGCCGGAAGUUGGCAAGAAGAAGAUGGCCCGUUCCACCUCAAUUAAGGAAGCACUGAAGCGUUGGCAGGAAGAACACGAGGGACAGGAUCCGGUCGAGGCCGCCGACAUACAGCUACAGUUCCGCUGGCCACCGAUCGAGAAGAUGGACGGUACGCUCGGGACGCUCGUGAACUGUCAAAAGUUGAGCCUGUCAUCGAACAUGAUUGAGAAAAUCGCUGGCUUAAAUGGUAUGAAAAACUUGCGAAUACUUGCGCUCGGCCGUAACUACAUCAAAUCGCUUAGUGGUAUCGAAGUGGUGGGCGAAACGCUGGAAGAGCUUUGGAUCAGCUACAAUCUGAUCGACAAGCUGAAGGGUGUGGAAAGCCUGCGCAGGCUGAAGGUGCUCUACAUGGCGAACAAUUCCGUACGUGACUGGGGCGAGCUGGCAAAGCUGCAGGCCAUUGCCAGCACGCUCGAGGACCUGGUGUUCGCCGGCAACCCGCUGGUGGAAAACCUCGAAGAGGCGGUUUACGUACGGGAGGUUACGAAGCGGUUGCCCACACUGAAGAAGCUCGACGGUGUACCGAUGCUGACCGAGGACGAGGACUAGCAGAAGGAGGGAGCGUGUGUGUGUGUGCGGGAGUAAUGGUGUCCUUUGCGGCUAUUAGGAAGGUUUGCAGACGGUUGAGAGGGUGGUUAAUCCUUUGCCUCCCCGUAUCCCACGUGGUGUUCACAAACCGCGCUCAAUUUAUAAAGCGCCCCUCGGGAAACCACUCUCAUGUGUCUGCGAAAUGGUUGCCGCUGCUGCAAUGAUUUGGUAGUUCAUAUUUGAAUUCAUAAACGAAAACUGAGCACGUGUAA
This is a messenger RNA of Anopheles coluzzii, 1896 nucleotides long. RefSeq names its product dynein axonemal light chain 1-like. Gene Ontology annotation, cellular component: cytoplasm. The transcript is spliced from 3 exons. The record is from RefSeq and is a predicted model, not a curated record. Gene Ontology annotation, molecular function: protein kinase binding. NCBI's taxonomy places the organism in Eukaryota, Metazoa, Arthropoda, Insecta, Diptera, Culicidae. Bases 1079 to 1645 code for a protein of 188 amino acids.